Messenger RNA from Penaeus monodon (black tiger shrimp), 390 nucleotides. Its product is annotated as transmembrane protein 165-like. Gene Ontology annotation, biological process: Golgi calcium ion homeostasis; Golgi calcium ion transport; manganese ion transmembrane transport. Gene Ontology annotation, cellular component: Golgi apparatus. The record is from RefSeq and is a predicted model, not a curated record. NCBI's taxonomy places the organism in Eukaryota, Metazoa, Arthropoda, Malacostraca, Decapoda, Penaeidae. Gene Ontology annotation, molecular function: manganese ion transmembrane transporter activity; calcium ion transmembrane transporter activity.
UGGUUCUUGACUCAUGACUUUUGCUUUCAGUUCCAAAAGGAGCCAUUAGAAGAAGGAGGAGCAGGUGUUCGAGGCAGAGGGGGACGUCGUGCUGGAAUCUUCGGAUUGGUUUCGCGCAUUUUCUUGCAAGCUUUCACGCUUACUUUCCUAGCAGAAUGGGGUGAUCGUUCUCAGAUUGCAACGGUGGUCAUGGCAGCUCGAGAGGAUGUAUAUGGUGUUAUUGUUGGUGUUGCUGGACAUUUCUUGUGCACAGGCCUUGCAGUCAUAGGUGGACGUAUCAUUGCUACAAAAAUUUCUGUGAGAACAGUUACAAUCAUUGGAGGGAUAACCUUCUGAUAUUGCAGUGUCAGCGCUCAUUAUGGGCCCAUGAAAAUAAAAUGCUCAUAUAAA